Molecule: messenger RNA, 939 nt
Organism: Penicillium verhagenii
Lineage: Eukaryota; Fungi; Ascomycota; Eurotiomycetes; Eurotiales; Aspergillaceae
Exons: 1
Coding region: 1-939 (312 amino acids)
Source: RefSeq, a predicted model, not a curated record
AUGGUUACCCAACCUAUCGGCCUCAAACAUCAGAUUCAUCAUGAGGAGGAAUUUAAAUUGGCCCUUUUGAGGGGUCCGAAGCUGACAGGCCCUGAAACUUUCAUCAUAUGGAACAAGAACCUGGUCGAGCAUUGCAAGCUAGGGCGCGUCUGGGGUCUGGUUUCUGGCCAAGACCAACUUCCGGUGCCCCGGAACCCUCUUGACGCUGUGCUUCGAGAGUCCCAUUUCCGUGGUUGGGAAACGCUUGAUUCCAAUAUCUGCAGGUAUAUUUCCAUGACCCUGGAUCGCCAAAUCAGUAUCCGUGCGACGGAUAAUUGCGCGAGGAUGUACAAAGAACUCUGUGACACUUAUCAGCCUAAGCCCAAAUAUCAUUUCAAACCUGGGGUUCCAUAUUGCCCGGAAAAAGACAGCUUAACGAUACUUCAAAUCACUAAGACGCUGUGCAAAUUGAGAUUAACGGACUUCGACUCGGUCGAGGAUUAUGCCCGUGAAUUUGUCCAACUUCAAAAGCGAUUGAACGCCAUCCGCUCCACCUGUCGUGUCCCGCAAUGGAUGUUGAACACCUUCUUUAUCAAUGGUUUAGGUGACGGCUACCAAAGUCUAAAAAUCUAUUUUGAGACUCAAGAGAGAUUCACCAAUCCCGAUGUCAACAUGCACUGGCCUGAAAUGGUCUCUUCAACCAUGAAUCGCGAAUACUCACUUAAGAAAGAGGAAGAGAGGCGGUCGCAAAAUGUGGCCGCUGGAGCUUCGCCUUAUAUGAACGAAGAUGGGUAUCUUUGUGGCGGGUGCAAUGACGGCGAAAUGCCAGUCUCGGACAAACAGUCGACAGAUUCCUGCAAAUUCAAAAGAAUAGUCGCUGAGGAUCCCCUUCCUAUCAUGGAAAAGAGAGCAAGAGAUGAAUCUUGUAACGAGGAACCACCGGCCAAACGCAUGCGAUGA